This is a messenger RNA of Leptidea sinapis, 1039 nucleotides long. RefSeq names its product tetratricopeptide repeat protein 12. Bases 48 to 791 code for a protein of 247 amino acids. Gene Ontology annotation, molecular function: protein binding. NCBI's taxonomy places the organism in Eukaryota, Metazoa, Arthropoda, Insecta, Lepidoptera, Pieridae. The record is from RefSeq and is a predicted model, not a curated record. The transcript is spliced from 3 exons.
AUUGACAACACAACCGUUUUAUUUCAACCGAUUUAUUACAAGUCGCGAUGAGUGUUAGAAAGAUACUCAAAAAUCCCGCACUGAAAGACCAUAAAAAGCAAGAACUGAACGAGGAAUGGACAAACUUUGUGACGAGAAUCGGUCAGGUUUCAGGUUUGGUGAAAGAUCUUGCUGGCGGCGACAAGGAAAAGUCUGACGCAGCUCUGGUCUUGGCUGAUAAAUAUCUGGAGGGGAAGGUUAUAUUAGACGAGGACGUGAAGUUGAACGUGAAAGAUGAUCGCACCGUCAUCAACCAGAAAGCCUUCCGGUCGAUGGAGAAGAAAGAUUCGGGUGAGAUGGACAAGGAUGCGUGGAUGGUAGAGAUGAGCAAGGACGCGGAGCAGAGGUACCAGGACCGCAAGAUUCGCAAGGAGAAAGCAGAUACGCUGAAGACCCAGGCAGUGAAGGCGUUCCGCCGGCAGGAGUACGACAGGGCACUGUCGUGUUACAACCGCGCUAUCGAACACGUCAAAGACGACCCGAUGAUGUACUGCGAUAGGGCUUUGACGAACAUCAAACUUGGGAACUUUCAGAAGGUUUUCAGCGAUUGUGAAUGGGCACUACGACUCAACGAGAGUAGCUUCAAAGCGCGUCUGUACAUGACGAAAGCGUACAAAGAACUGGAAGAGUUUGAGAAACUCGAGGAAGCGAAAAAGGAACUGUACGAGAAGUUUCCGCAGCACGGCGAACUUAUCCAAUACUUUCUGAACAAAAAAGAGGAUUUGGACGAAGACGAUACUCAGACCCAGUAAUCUGACAUAACAAUGAAAAUUUUCCUUCAAUAUCAUUGUCACUGUUGUGUAACGAUAAUUGAUUAUGUUGUAUCAAAUAUAUUUGUUUAAUUGAUAGGCAGUAUCAGAUAAAAAUAAUACCUACAUGAACUAUAUAGGUUUAAAGAUAAAAAAUUCGUAGAUACAAUUAAUUUUGAACAACAAUUAAUAAUGUGUUUAAUCGUUAAAUACCAAUAGUAAAAAUAAACUAACCCAGAGAGUGUUCCGAA